CGCGUCGCGUGAUAAUGAGUUUUUACAUAGUACGUCGCAGAUAGGUUAGUUGGUUCUGGUUUUACUUUCCCGCUGUUUCUAUGGAUUAUGAUGCUGUGGCGAAUAAUGUAAUUAUGAACCAGUUGUGCAAGGUGUGCGGCGAGCCAGCGGCAGGCUUUCAUUUUGGCGCAUUUACCUGUGAAGGAUGCAAGUCGUUCUUUGGCAGAACCUACAACAACAUCAGUUCGAUAUCGGAAUGCAAGAACAACGGUCAAUGCGUCAUCAACAAGAAAAACCGCACAGCUUGCAAGGCCUGUCGAUUAAGAAAAUGCCUCUUUGUGGGUAUGUCGAAGAGUGGCUCCAGGUACGGCAGGCGAUCCAACUGGUUCAAAAUUCACUGUUUGCUGCAGGAACAGCAGCAGCAACAACAGCAACAAGCAGGUUCCAACAUGGCAGCGGCUGCAAACCUACUCCGACCGCACCCCUACCUAUCCCCUCUAUUCCGCAACACACCUAUCACUACCCAACACACCACCCGCGACACUUCGGGAAGAUCCUCAGAAUCAGAUAGCGGCGCUUCCUCUGCAGACCCAGAAGACGAUCUCCGUUCUAACAGCGCCCUCAGCUUCUUGAAAUCCUCCGCAUCGCCGAACAGCGACCGCGAGUUCUACACCACCAAGAAACUACCCUCACCCUCCAGUGACUCUGAAUUCUUCGCGCGGAAAAAGUUAGUGAGUGCCUUAAACGAAGUGCCUAGCCCCUCACCUACGUCACUGCCCAGCGUGUCGCCUAGCGGCGUGGUUCCUAAAUGGCUGCCUCCUUUACAAGGUUUGGCCGAUCCCGCUGCUUGGAGGGACAUCUGGAGGGCUCCACCGCCUAUCGCGGCUCCUGCGCCCGACCAAGAUCAACCCAUCGAUUUGUCUGUGAAAUCUCAGAGUGCCUUAUCGCAAUUAUCAGAUAGAUCUGAUGAAGAUAGUGAUCAAGAGAUAAAUAUAGACGUGGGGAUGGACGAGCCUUUGAACAAGACGAUGCCUUUGGAUUUGACUUUGGACAGGCAAAUUGGG
Psylliodes chrysocephalus is the source of this 1043-nucleotide messenger RNA. Lineage: Eukaryota; Metazoa; Arthropoda; Insecta; Coleoptera; Chrysomelidae. The record is from the annotation of a GenBank genome assembly.